Molecule: messenger RNA, 4992 nt
Organism: Cyclocybe aegerita
Lineage: Eukaryota; Fungi; Basidiomycota; Agaricomycetes; Agaricales; Hemipholiotaceae
Source: the annotation of a GenBank genome assembly
AUGGCUUCCUCUACAACCACGAUUUCUUCCGACUUUGACGACUCUUUACGAUCCAUACCCACUAUUGAGGCUCCGGAAUCUCUCCUAGCUGUCGACCAGCUUGAUGGACCUUCGCUUGCAUCGACGCUAAAGCUACCGGAUGGUGCCUCGCAAUUUCUGUCUCCGAUACCCGCCUCGACACCGCAAAGCAGUCCCCCGCCGACGUUCGCGCUGUCUGACUUGUAUGACGGAACCCCGGAAGGCUUGGAGGCACUGGGCCCGGAUAUUGCAUCGUCAGACAUCACGGUAGCAGCGGACGGUACUUAUCUCGAGACUUCUUCCGGGCCUGCUGCACGAGAGUUGAAGAGAAGAUAUGAUCAGCUGGCUGGAGUUGGACCGUCCGUUCGAUCUCCCUACGCUAUUACAGCUUUUGUUAAUCAACACGGAAAGCCUAUGUACCGUGUCGGGCAUCGUGCUGAACACUCUGCACCGGGCAAGAACGCCGCAGAUGUCGAAGACCAGAUCAAUCAAUCCAAGUCGAGCACCGCAUCCCAAUCUCCUCGGACCAAACGGCGUUCACGACUUAGUAUGCAUUUCCUCCCGCCCACCAUGUUCUCAAAGAGCUCCGCACCACCACCGCCACCUCCUGCGCCUCCGAGCCGCCCACCCACCGCUGCCUCGUCGAAUACCACCACAUCCAGGAAACUUCAGCGGAGAACGCGCUCCAUACCGGAUCUAUACAGUGCUGCAAAUUCCAACGGGUCCACGAAUGGGCCUACGUUUUCAGCGACUGGGCGUGCGCAUUCGCAAAGUGUAACAGCCGCGGACCUGCCUCGUCCAAGUUUAGCAUUCAACCAGCCCUCACCUGAGCGUAAAUUCGAUGCCUUCGCACAGUUGCUGGACUGGUUUACGCCGUCAUCGGGUGCGUCCAGCAACUCCAGCAUGUUCGACGCUCGAAGAUCGUCUUCGGACCCCGCCCGUUCGCGCGCAACGAUAACUCAACCAUUCGGCAGCUCGGUCUCAUUCAACUCACCUUCGCAGAAACCCCCAGCAGAACGACAGCCACCUCGCUACCUCCGUGUUAUGCAGUCUUUCGAGUCUGGACUAACAGCAAGACAAGACGACCUGCCAGCAAGCGGCUCGCCUGUACCUGAAGAGGAUGAAGAAUCCAGCCGGCCUCCUUCUGCAAUCCGCUUGAGCGAGAUCCAGCUAGAACCAAUCGAACAGCCGGGCACCCCCGCCCCAGAACCUGAUAACACUAUAUCGGCCGAGUCAUUGAAUCUAUCCUCCCAUUAUUCUACGGAGGUAUUCAACGUGCUGCAAACAUACCGUGGGUUGCCACUAUUCGAAACCCUGGCGGACGAAGAUACGACCGUGAUCAAAUUGUCCUUAGCGUCAGACUCGAGCGCUGCACCGCGAGAUGACCCAAGAUUCGUCAUAUGGGGCGAGGUUUAUCCAGAGCAAGAUGUCGACGAUUACCGCUCGUCUUCUCGAGAUAGUCUUACCGACGUCUCGUCAUCGAACCCCUCGUCGAGCUUCUCAAGGAGGAGGAAUAGCAAAGUGCCGAAGAUAAAGUCCCCUGAAGCAUCAACCUCGCGACUUCCACCUGCCGAACCAGGCCAGAGGGUGCUGCUGGCAGCUACCAUCGAACGCUGGAUUGCCCAGUUAACCAGUGAUUUGAACUACGACGAACUCCUAAAUUUCUUCUUGACGUUUAGGACCUACGUCAGUGCAGUCGAUUUAUGCCAUCUCCUCAUCUGUCGAUUCCAUUGGGCAUGCCAAAAGCCGUCGUCUUUGCAGGACGAGAAGGUUCGUCGCAUCGUCCGCGUUCGAACAUUCGUCGCCAUUCGGUAUUGGCUGCUGACGUUCUUUACGGUUGACUUCAUUCCGAACCGUGAACUGAGGUUGUUGAUUGCUGAUUGGCUAAAUACUUUAAUGCAUGACCCUGUGCUGAAGAAGCAUCCAGAUGGGAUGGAUAUUGUCCGUCGUCUUGUGAAGGUUGCCAAGGAAUGUAAACGGGCCCAUACUCGUACAGAAGCCCACACAACGGAAAAGCCUAAACCGACAUCGCUUCCGAGAUCUACACCAGAGAGCCCUGCCGAUCAUCUCCUAGGAAAGAGCUUCGCAGAGGCGAUCAGGAAGCCUGCCGUGGAAGACACAGAAUCCGAUCUUGACCUCGACUUCCUCCCCGACGAUGCGAAACCCGAAGAACCUUCGACAGGUUUCCCAAGCGAUCCAGCAAACGCGCAUCUCACGGUUGGACGCUCCGCUGGUGGAGUUGCUCUGACGCCUUCUUCGCGCCCUUCUUCCCUCCCUCUUUCCUCUUUCAACAUCCUACAGCGCACGGACCAUGCACCUGGCCCCAACGCCGACACGGACCGUCCGUUUGUGCAGAACCUUGUCCAGGUACCGCUACCAAAUCGCCACAGCGCUCUCUCAAGGGCGUUCGUUCGAACCAUUGGUCGGCUUGGACGUUGGAAGCGGGUGUUGGCUCCCAAGACGUCGGUCAGCCGUCCGGCAGCACCUCUGGGAGCCUGCGCAGGCGUCUCCGCCUUUGACCUUGAAAUUAACGCAUCACGGGAUCUGCUGACCAUGAACGGCGGUGUUGAGCAAUAUCUGAAGAUGCUUGACCCGCCUUCGGCUGCGGCCAAGUUGACUGCACCCACAAAUGCAAGCCUCACGCAAGUUGCCAUGCAUGCGCCCCUUCCUUCUUCACCCCCGCAAGAACUUCCUGCGCCGCCUCUGUCACAGACUUCCCCCCUAACUGUUCCUGCCAAUGGAGAGAGUCACUCUCCGCAAACGCCUCAGUCGCCUGCAUCUCCUCUUGCCUCUCAUUCCAAGCUUCCAGUCGAAUCGAUUCCACCACCCGUUGUGGCCGAAGAAAUGUCGGCGUCCAUUCCACAAUAUUCGGAGCUGGCCACACAAAUCGCUGACACGGCUGACACUGCAGAGCCCUCGGAUGCAACAGCCUGUGCAUCUGAUGAUUCUGCAGAUAGUUCGACAGCAGUCUCUGAUUAUGAGAUAGAGGCCUUCAACAACGAGGUUGAUCGUCUGAGACAGCCUGAGAGGGCAGAGUCCUUCCGUUCUUCAUCCACAGAUUCUUUUGGACAGCCAUUAACCUUAGACGGGCCUCUUCCCCCAACAUUCCCCGGCACGCAUUCACAAUGGCAAUUUGACGUGGUCUCUAUCGACGACCUGGACUUCUCUGAUACUUCUUCAUUCUUGGAGGCGGGCGAACCUCAACAUCCGCCUGGGUUGCGGAAACCUGUACGUAAACUCCCGAUGCGUCGCGAUUUCGAGUUCGUUCGCCGGUCGGAGGUAUCUUCGAUGGGUAUUGUGUCGCAUGAAUCUAUGCGCGAUUCAAUCAACAGCUCUAAUCACUCCACAUCGCCUACAUCUUCUGCAGGCGGCCCUCAGCCUAUCCAGAAAUGGCAGAUGAAGUCCUUGCAGCAGACAUUCGAGUCAAUGAGCAACGACGGCGACGAUAAAGGUGAUGUCGAAGCCGCCCUGCUCCGACUAGAAGGUCAAAUUAACCCGAAGGUCUUGCAAGAGAAGGCUGAAAAGGUUGAUGGUUGGGUCCGUAGUCUUCGAGAAAGAAUGGCGAAUGGUGACUAUGACCGUGCCAGCUCCAUUUUCUCGGAUGAUGAACCUGAGUUCGAGGGCUUCAUUGAUGAAGUGGAUCAGCCACUCAAACCUGACUUCGAAACUCAGCAUAAUCUUGUGGUAUCUAUCGCAGAGGAUGAAGGGUAUGCUGGACGCGAUGAAAUCGACGAUGCUGUCGACACUCCUAUGCCCACCCAAACGACGCAUCAGCUGCCUAACGUCCCCGAUCUGGACAGGUCGAAGGACGCCAAGCCUGCCCUUGAAGACGCCGUUCCUCUUGAAAUUUUGCAAAGCAGAGUUCAUUCAACGGAAGCUCCUGACGCUCCACUUGUUGAUCCUUCUGUAGAAACUCACCUCUCGUCUAAGUUUGCCAGCACCGAAGCGCCGCGGAUACAUCGAUCCUUCAUCCUCCACCACCCGGCCGAGCUUCUCGCAAAGCAUUUCUCGAUGAUCGACCGAGAGUUGUUCAUGAGUGUCAAGUUCGAAGAACUUGUUACAGAGGAGUGGAUGGAAUGUGAAGAGAUUGAUGUUUUGGAUUGGGGUCAAUAUCUCAAAGACCGCGCGCGGUGGAAGGUCGAGGGUCGCUUUGCCGACAAGACCACAGCCCUUGCUGCUGUUCGAGCCAGGUUCAAUCUCAUGGUUUCGUUUGUCAUUGCCGAAAUCGUCCUGACGCCUCCCGGAGAGCGGCCUCUCGUUGUCGGCAAAUUCAUCCGCAUUGCUUGGAAAUCCUAUUCUCUCAGCAACUUCAAUACCCUCACUGCUAUCAUCACAGCCUUGCAAACUCAUUGGGUUUUCAAAGCGAUGCGCAAACCAGGCUGGAGUCGGAUUGGAACGUUCGAGAGCCGGAUGUACAGAGAUCUGAAACAAUUCACAACCAACAUCGACCAUUUCAAGUUCAUGCGCCAAGUCGUCGACUCCAUCGUCGAUGCGAAGCCAUUGGAAUCCAGCAGUCACGCUGCGUCCGUCGUCAGCGGCGGUGCGGAUUCACAGUCAGGCAGGGCCAGAGCGGGUUCGGAUUUGCGACCCGCGGUGCCAUCUGCUUGCAUCCCUUUCAUUGGUAUAUAUCUCUCCCAACUCCAGCGACUCAACAAAUUGCCGGCUGUCAUCGACCCAACUGCGCCACACAGCGCUGUCGGGAUUGAUCCAGAGACCGCCAUAUUUGACACUCUAGCGCACCCAGAAGUUUUCGCCACCCUUGCACCGUUGCCACCAUCCAUGCAUCUUGAACCGUUGAUUAAUGUGCACAAGCAACGCCGGAUUGCAGACGUCAUCAAGUCCCUUGUGGCGGGCCAACACCUCGCCAGCCGCGUCCAUUUCGAAGUCGAUAAGAAGCUUUUCCAGAGAUGCCUGCGUCUCCGAGGCCUCGAUUCCACCUAUCUUCAAAGAGCACUACUCAUGUAUCCAGAUUAA